CUGCAGAAUGCUUACCAUACCAUUACCAAGUAUCUUGAGAAUUAAGGGGUGCCUUCAAGCUUUAAACAGAUAUAUAAACUUUUAUUCCACAUGUUAUCGUCUCCAUUACCCAAAAAUGGAUACUGAUAAUGUGGUAAGUGGUAACCUUUUGUGGUGACUCUUCAAUCAUGUCACAAUCAUGGCAGUGCCUCACGCGGCCUCUACCCUGUAAAAUAACUUUCCACAAUAAACAAUGCAAAGAAAUUUCAUUCUCAAAAUAUUUGCUGAAUGAGCUAGUGCUACCAUGGAACAGUCUUCAAAACUUCAUUAUAAAAGGGCAAUACUAGUGUAGAUGUGUCAUUAUGAGCCACAAGAAAGAUUGGAUAGUAACCAAUUAUUAACACCAUGGCUUCUAUCUUCUCUCUAUCAAGCUUGUCCCUCACCGAUUUUUCCGCACCUCUUGCCAUUUCUAUCUGUUCCUCAACUUCCACGUUCCCAUGCCACCCCACCAAACGUAGCAAACCAAAACGCCGUCACGUUUCCAAAGUGUCGUGCCAAAACAAGCCAACACCAAACUCUAAAGAAGGAGAACCAUCACACAACAACAACAUUGUAGGAAAACAUAGGAGAGACGUUCUCAUUGGGUUUGGAGGACUCUACGGUGCUUCUACCCUUAGCAACAACCACGACCCUUUAGCCAUCGCUUCACCUAUUCUCCCACCAGAUUUUCAAACUUGUGGUCUACCAACUGAUUUACCAGAAACUGCAGGACCCUUGAAUUGUUGCCCACCAAAUUCUUCCAAGAUCAUAGAUUUCAAGUUCCCUCCCCCUAGAACACCCCUUAGGGUUAGACCAGCUGCUCAUUUGGUCAACGGUUCCUACCUAGAAAAAUAUAAAAAAGCCCUUAAGCUCAUGAAAGCCCUUCCUUCCGAUGACCCUAGAAGUUUCACCCAACAAGCUAAAAUUCACUGUGCUUACUGUGAUGGUGCCUAUAAACAAGUAGAUUUCCCUGACUUACAACUCCAAGUCCACUUUUCCUGGCUAUUCUUCCCUUUCCACCGUUGGUACAUUUAUUUCUACGAGAGAAUCUUGGGGAGCUUGAUCAAUGAUCCAACCUUUGCUCUUCCAUUUUGGAACUGGGACAACUCUAAUGGUGGCAUGACAAUCCCUUCCAUCUACACAGAUCCAAACUCCCCUCUUUACGACCCUCUCAGGAAUCUUAGCCACCAGCCACCAACUCUCAUAGACCUUAACUAUAACAAAAACGACGAUGAAGACACCAGUGCGAGUGACCUAAUCAAAAGCAACUUCAGUAUAAUGUAUACUAAUGUUGUCUCUGGUGCAAAACUCCCAUCGCUCUUCCUUGGAGGCCCUUACCGUGCCGGAGAUGAAAGCACACCUGGUGCUGGGACUCUAGAGAAGGUUCCACAUACUUCUGUGCACCUUUGGACUGGUGAUAAGAGACAACCUAAGCGUGAGAACAUGGGGAUAUUCUACGCCACUGGAAGAGACCCCGUUUUCUAUUCUCACCAUGCCAACGUGGAUAGAAUGUGGAACAUAUGGAAAACAAUACCAGGUGGAAAAAGAAGGGAUUUCACGGACUCUGAUUGGUUAGACUCCGGCUUUCUCUUCUACGAUGAAAACAAGAAUCUUGUACGUGUGAAGGUCAAAGAUUCCCUUGACACCAAAAAGUUGGGGUAUGUUUACCAAGAUGUUGACAUUCCAUGGCUCAAGAAUAAACCUAAACCCAGAAGACCUAAAGGUAAGAAGGUGGCAGUGGCACAAAAUUUUGGCAUCGGUGUAGCACAGGCUGCUGAAACUACGUCAAAGAGUGUCCAGUUUCCACUGGCUUUGAACUCAAAGGUGAGUACCAUUGUUAAAAGGCCAAAGCUGUCGAGGAGCACCAAGGAGAAGGAAGAAGAGGAAGAAGUGUUGGUGGUUGAUGGGAUUGAGUUUGAUCGUGAUGAGGCUGUGAAGUUUGAUGUGUUUGUCAAUGAUGAAGAUGACAAGGUGGUAGGACCGAACAAUACAGAGUUUGCGGGAAGCUUUGUGAGCUUGCCUCAUUCACAUGGGAACAUGAACAAGAAGACCAAAACUUGCUUGAGAUUGGCAUUGACGGAUUUGCUAGAAGAAUUGGAAGCUGAAGAUGACGAUAGUAUUGUGGUGACGUUGGUGCCAAAAUAUGGAAAAGGAAUUGUCAUUAAGGACAUAAAGAUUGAGUUUGCAAGUGAAUAAGAAAUAUGUCAGGACGAUUAUAAGCAACUCUCCUUGCCAGCGUAAAAUUAGUGUGUGAAUUGCUUAAAAUUUAUAAAAAUUGACUAUAUAAGUACUUAUUCCUAAGAAAAAGAAGAUGUGGCAAGUGAGGUUGCUUAUAAGCAACCCACGUGUGUUUCCUGUUUACAAUGUUUAACUGAAUUGAAAUUUUAUAUUAUGACAGCAAUUUUAGAGCACAAAUCAUGAUUUAUUAAUUGAUUUUA
Messenger RNA from Cajanus cajan (pigeon pea), 2456 nucleotides. Its product is annotated as polyphenol oxidase, chloroplastic. Lineage: Eukaryota; Viridiplantae; Streptophyta; Magnoliopsida; Fabales; Fabaceae. Gene Ontology annotation, biological process: pigment biosynthetic process. Gene Ontology annotation, molecular function: catechol oxidase activity. The record is from RefSeq and is a predicted model, not a curated record.